This is a messenger RNA of Trichogramma pretiosum, 1227 nucleotides long. RefSeq names its product pancreatic triacylglycerol lipase-like. The transcript has 6 exons. NCBI's taxonomy places the organism in Eukaryota, Metazoa, Arthropoda, Insecta, Hymenoptera, Trichogrammatidae. Gene Ontology annotation, molecular function: lipase activity. Bases 109 to 1227 code for a protein of 372 amino acids. The record is from RefSeq and is a predicted model, not a curated record.
UCUUCGAGUUGAUCUAUCUGAGUAAAGUUCAGUACACUUUUUCUAUUCAUUAGCUGAACAGCUAGUGCUUCUGAUUCAAUCGAUCAAAAUUUUUUUAAUAGUUUCAAUAUGUAUAUAAAUUUACCUUUGCGGCUAAUUACUUUCAUCUUAUUAGCUACAGUUUUAAUCGACUGCGUUUAUACUUUUGAAUUUCUGUCAACCGAUGGCGAAGAAUGUUUCAAAAAACCCCGACCUUACAAGACUUUCAAUGUGAAUUUAAUUUUUUCUUCAAGAAACAAUAAAGAUGUUACUGUAGCUCUCAAUUCUGGAAAGGAAUGGUCACCUCAAAGUAUCAAGUCUUUCAAUCCAAAACUUAGAACGACAAUUAUUGUCCAUGGUUAUUUAGGUAGUGUAAAUAAACCAGAAGUCAAAGCAGUAAAGAAUGAACUUCUUCGUAUGAAAAAUUCCAAUGUAAUUGUCGUUGAUUGGUCUUCUGGGUGCUCUGCAUUUGUACCUUACACGCAAGCGGCAGCUAACACAAAAUAUGCUGCAUUACAAAUUAAAGAAGGUCUUAUUAAACUAAUAAAAUUCUGGGAGCCAACGAUCGAGUAUAAAUCAUGGGGACUCAUACACUUUUUGGGUCACAGUCUUGGAUCGCACGUAUCCGGUCAAGCAGCGAGAUUUUUGAAGGAAGAAGGUUACGAAGUCGAGCGCAUUACUGGAUUAGAUCCAGCUGAGCCUUGUUUCGAAGAGGCGAAUGUUCCCUCACACGCACCUAAGCGUCUUUCCCGAGAGGACGCCAAGUUGGUGGACAUAGUCCAUACUAAUGCAGCUCUCACAAGAAAUCAGGGUUUCGGGGUUUUAGAUCCAAUUGGGCACUUGGAUUUUUACGUGAACGGCGGUACAGAACAGCCUGGCUGUAAUAAUUUUGACAUGGAAACUGAUACUCUAUUCGAAUCUGAUUUUGAAAAUUUAUUCACUCUCGUUGACAAUGGAGUUUGCAGUCACAGGCGUGCAGUAGGACUUUAUGUAGAUUCGAUGAAAUUUAGCGCGCAUCCUACGUGUAAAUUUUGGGGAUACAAAUGGACCAUUGGAAACAAUAAACCAACUAUUCAUAAAUGUGAAGAAAAUACUUGUCCACAAAUGGGUAUUAAUGCAGAAUUAUUUAAAAAUUAUAACAAAGACGCUGUAAAUACCUUUUGGGUGGAUUCAAGAUCUGAGUCUCCGUUCUGUAUAAAUAGAAAGUGA